UACUGGAUUAAGCAGGUCUGCUAUUGCAGACAGACACCAGGCUCCAUUCUAGCGUGGAGCUGUGUUUGGAUUGGAGUUUCCAGGGCCUUAUCAGGAGCCACCCCUAGUGACACAGCCGGUGCCAGAAGUAACUUUGACUUUCACUCUUCGCCAAGGGCUUGCAGAACACCUUAAAGGAAGAAAGAUGGAGGCGCUUAGAUUUGAGAUGCUCAUCCCCUGCUCCUUUGAAAGCUUGUAUCUCAGUUCUGCAGAGCAUUCUGGGGCCUCCAAGCCUCCGUUAAGCUCCUCCACUAUGACAUCACGCAUCUUGCUACGCCAGCAACUCAUGCGUGAGCAGAUGCAGGAGCAGGAGCGCAGGGAGCAGCAGCAGAAGCUGCAGGCAGCCCAGUUCAUGCAACAGAGAGUGGCCGUGAGUCAGACACCAGCCAUAAACGUCAGCGUGCCCACCACCCUUCCCUCUGCCACCCAGGUGCCGAUGGAAGUCCUUAAGGUGCAGACCCACCUGGAAAACCCCACCAAGUACCACAUACAGCAAGCUCAGAGGCACCAGGUAAAGCAGUACCUUUCUACCACUUUAGCAAAUAAACAUGCCAGCCAAGUCCUGAGCUCACCAUGUCCAAACCAGCCUGGCGACCAUGCCAUGCCACCAGUGCCGGGGAGCAGCGCACCCAACAGCCCUAUGGCUAUGCUCACUCUUAACUCCAACUGUGAAAAAGAGGCAUUUUAUAAGUUUGAGGAGCAGAGCAGGGCAGAGAGUGAGUGCCCAGGUAUGAACACGCACUCUCGAGCGUCGUGCAUGCAGAUGGAUGAUGUAAUUGAUGACAUCAUCAGCCUGGAAUCAAGUUAUAAUGAAGAAAUUUUGGGCUUGAUGGAUCCGGCCUUGCAAAUGGCAAAUACGUUACCUGUCUCUGGAAACUUGAUCGACCUCUAUAGCAGCCAGGGCCUGCCGCCGCCAGGCCUUACCAUCAGCAACUCCUGUCCAGCCAACCUUCCCAACAUAAAAAGGGAGCUCACAGCGUGUAUUUUCCCCACAGAGUCUGAAGCAAGAGCAUUGGCUAAAGAGAGGCAGAAAAAGGACAAUCACAACUUGAUUGAACGAAGAAGAAGAUUUAACAUAAACGACCGCAUUAAGGAGCUAGGUACUUUGAUCCCCAAGUCAAAUGAUCCAGACAUGCGGUGGAACAAGGGAACCAUUCUCAAGGCCUCUGUGGACUACAUCCGGAAGUUGCAACGGGAACAGCAACGAGCUAAGGACCUUGAAAACCGGCAGAAGAAGCUGGAGCAUGCGAACCGGCACCUGCUGCUCAGAGUACAGGAGCUGGAGAUGCAGGCUAGAGCACACGGACUUUCCCUUAUCCCAUCCACCGGUCUCUGCUCGCCUGAUCUGGUGAAUCGGAUCAUCAAGCAAGAACCAGUUCUUGAGAACUGCAGCCAGGAACUUGUACAGCACCAGGCAGACCUGACGUGUACGACAACUCUGGAUCUCACGGACGGUACCAUCACCUUUACCAACAACCUCGGCACCAUGCCAGAGAGCAGCCCGGCCUACAGCAUCCCCAGGAAGAUGGGCUCCAACUUGGAAGACAUCCUGAUGGACGAUGCCCUCUCACCAGUUGGUGUCACCGACCCACUGCUGUCAUCAGUGUCUCCAGGAGCUUCAAAAACAAGCAGCCGGAGGAGCAGUAUGAGCGCAGAAGAAACGGAGCAUGCGUGUUAGCGAGCCUGCCUUGAUCUGCCUCUGCACGGACUGCUCCCUCUCUUCUUCAGUAGACUUUAUAAUUUAGCUGAAGAGGUUUUCUUGAUAAUUUUCCUUUAAUAUGAAUUUUUCGUGCUUUAUCAGUAGCCCAGGAUAUAUUUUAUUUUUAGAAUUUUGUGAGCCAGACUUGUAUAUUCUAUUUUACAACUACAAAGGCCUCCUAAGUAUUGUACCUUCAGCGUGCAGUAUCUGUGAACUGAUUUCUCGAAGUAUGAGCUUUCUGAGCAAGGGGAUUUUUUUUUUUUUUUUUUUUUUGCUUCAGAGAAGUAAGUGUCCAUUUUCAUUCAGGGGAAAACUUGGUGUGAGCUUUGUCUGUGACCUCCUUUGAAAUUAACAUGUAAAGUUUAAUUACACGAAUGUAAAGCAACCAAAAGAAGAAAACAAAGAAGAUGAUGAUUAUGAUAGAAGAAGGAGAAGAGGAAGAGGAAGAGGAGGAGGAAGAGGAGGAAGAAAGAUGGUGGGGAAGACAUCCAAGACUUUCUCACUUUCUAAAUGCGGCAAUUCCCUGGUUCUGCCUUAAAGACACAGUGCCCUCCCUUCCUCCCAGCGUUACUAUGGCUUUGUACUGAAAACUGCGUAAAGAAGAAUAUAUUACAUACAGACGAAUCUAGCAGUCAUUUUCAUGAGGAUUGUCUGGCUAGGAAAUGUAACUUAUGCUAACCCAAACUGAAAGAAGUUAUUAGACCAAGGCAUGAAACAUAGGAUCUCACCUGCUGGCUUUUAUUGGGCACAGUUAUAGUUUUCCUCAUAAGUGUGAUUAAUUUUUUCAUAAGAUUUUUUGAGAUGGAAAUGAAUGUCCUCUCUGAGUAAAACAUUGAGGAACACCGGAUGUUUGUUUCACUUUUUUUUUUCUUUUUCUUUUCUUUUUUCCAUUUUUGCUUUUGAUAAAGACAACUGAACUGGGCACAUUUCUAAUUGGCUUUACUAUUUUUAUUUUUAAAUUAUGUUUUAGCCAUUUUAAUUGUAUAGAUUCUUUAUUAUCAUCAUUUUUUUCAGUGUUUGUAUUAAUUUGUAAGAAUAUGCAUCUUAAAACGGUGAGUUUUCAAUAUUUUUACAACUCAUUGGUGUUCUCUGCCUUCUUUGUAACCCAAGAAAGACUACUUUGAUGCAAGGUCUUGUGUUCAAAGAGAGCUUUGCAAAUAUUUUGUAUAUUCCACUAUCACUUGAAACUGUUUUUCAACACAUUUAAGGUGUAGUAUUAAUAGGUUAACAACCAGGCUUUCUAGAAAAAAAAUACUUACAUAUGCAUUUCUAGGGUAUUAAAAUAACUAUAUUCUUGAAGAUUGAUAGCCAUAGCAUUUACCAUGCCCAUGAUGGUCAAUUCAAUUAGGAUUUAUUUCAACACACCGGCUAGAUUCUUUUUAAAGAGAGAAACACUGUAUUGGCGGAUUACUUGAUAACAACAUUUUGACCAAGUGGCAACAUUGUAAAGUUAGUUUCUGUGCAUUACCUACUUGCAUAACCCUAUGCAAUAUCUGUAGAGUUACAUGUAUCAAGUCUAGAUGUUUUGUGCAGGUGAUACAUACUGGUACAAGCCAGGCUGCCUAAUGGAAUUUCUCAGUAGCAGCCUGUGAUUGAAUCCUGUGUGGCAUAAAGCAUAUCCNUUCAGAAUGAAGUGCCUUAAAAAUCUCAGCAGUCUCUUUCGGACCAGCACUGACUGAACUGUAAACUAGGAGAAAGUUUCAAGAUGGAAUCUGGAGUGAAGAAGGAAGACGUAGCAUGGUGCCUCUGUAGACAUUCUAAGAGCUUCCAAUUUCCCUUCAGAUAUUUUUAAUAUGAAAUAUAUUUUACUGACAGUGCCAAAUUCUUUCAUCAGGAAACCUUUUUCAGGAGGGUUUUUUUUUUUUUUUAAAAAAGUGUUUAAAUGUCUAAUGUGAAUUGGUGAUGGGUGAUGGAGAGAUCCAAGAGCAGUGAUUGUCAGAUGUAUGAAUGGAUGGCCUUGGUGAGAUUCGUCAAGUGCGCGGUUCCCAUGCAUGUUGGGUAAUGCAAAUCUUUGGAAACACUGAUGAUGCUAUCCAGUCUUGUAGCUUUAUUACUUAAGGGGGUAGGGAAAAUAAGUUCCCAUUCUUUCAACUCCCUUAAGUGUGUGACUCUUUUCCUAGAAUAGAAAUGCAAAUGUGCAUGAAAAGAUAAUUGUACCAUAGUGUUCACCGAUACAAUCAUAGCAUUGUCUGUUUUUCUCUUCAUAUUUAUGUGGGGCGGGGUGGGGGUGGGGGUGGGGAGGGCUGGAUGCAGAAGUUGAAGAUUGCAAUGCUAUGAUGCUAGGUUUUCUUAGCUGAUUCUGACAUUUUCUUUUUUUCCUUUUUUAAUAAUUGAACAAGGUUUCACAAAGUUGACUAUGGCCAAGGCAGAGCAACUUUCUAGGGAGCUUUGUUGAGAGAAAGUAUGGCAUAUUGCACCAUUACCUUGGCUUGUAGCCUCUGAGCUUGCCACCAUUGGCUUUCCAGGCACCUUCCUCCUAAGACACAGCUGCUGGGAGAGGCAGGCAAGCAAUUUAGAGGCGACAACACAGGGAGUGGUUUUAUUUAUUUCUUUUGUGCCAGCCAGAAUGUGGAUUCUUUCAGGGACUGGUUAAGCCAAGACGCAGUGUUUUUGCUCACUGUUUUUAAGGAGAGAAUGAAUUAUCCUUGCCUCUCACUCCCCAACCCCUGGGUGCAGAAUUGUAUCUCAGGGUUGGACCUCCGUUUAGAGUGCUCAAAAUACCAAAAUUAUCCACCUGCCUCUGGGUCAGGUAAUGGAAAUACCAAACCUUCCGACUUUGCCAAAAACUGUACAAGCAAUCUGGUCAUACCCAGAGCAUGAUGCAGUUCAGUUUGGUUGUUUGUAAACAAUAAAGCAAUAAGAAUAAACAAAAUGCACAGGACAUUAAAAGAUAUAAACAAAGCACAAAGGAAUGUAACUUGUUAAUAUUUCUGAAAAAAAAAUGCACUGGGGAGAAGUUGAUGUUGAUAAUAGUAUAAAAANUACCCAACUUCUUGACAAAGACAACAAAUGACUGUCUCUUGCAGACACUUGCUACUGUAAUGUCAAUAACAGCCCCCCGCUGUUGGGUACAGCAAUACUUUCUGUAUGGUCCGCAGCACUGUAUAUUAUGAUUGAUAUUAAUGUAUCCAAUGAAAUAAUUGAACUGUUGUUCUUCAUAGCCUCAUUAAAGCAUUUGGUUUUUCACAUUGUGUUGA
Molecule: messenger RNA, 4935 nt
Organism: Mus caroli (Ryukyu mouse)
Lineage: Eukaryota; Metazoa; Chordata; Mammalia; Rodentia; Muridae
Gene: Mitf
Product: melanocyte inducing transcription factor
Biological process (GO): regulation of transcription by RNA polymerase II; melanocyte differentiation
Cellular component (GO): nucleus
Molecular function (GO): DNA-binding transcription factor activity, RNA polymerase II-specific; protein dimerization activity; RNA polymerase II cis-regulatory region sequence-specific DNA binding
Source: RefSeq, a predicted model, not a curated record